This is a messenger RNA of Notolabrus celidotus (New Zealand spotty), 4576 nucleotides long. It is a transcript of the gene znf217, whose product is annotated as zinc finger protein 217. The coding region runs from base 335 to 3226 and encodes 963 amino acids. Gene Ontology annotation, molecular function: RNA polymerase II cis-regulatory region sequence-specific DNA binding; DNA-binding transcription factor activity, RNA polymerase II-specific. The record is from RefSeq and is a predicted model, not a curated record. Gene Ontology annotation, cellular component: nucleus. Gene Ontology annotation, biological process: regulation of DNA-templated transcription. Lineage: Eukaryota; Metazoa; Chordata; Actinopteri; Labriformes; Labridae. The transcript has 5 exons.
GAGUCGUUGGGAGAGAGAGAGAGAGAGAGAGAGGGGAGCGGGCGCGCGCCUCAGAACUCAACAGCUGCACAGUGAGGACUCGCCAAGUAGAACAAAUUUGAUUCUCACAUUCAAACAAUUGAAUAGGUGAGCUCGUCCUCCUCCGGCGACGUUCCCCCGGCGCUGUGUGUGGACAUGAAGAAACAACUCACACAAACAAACCUCGCUCACUGAAGUCAGUCGCUCGCACUGUCAGUGUCAUUAUUAAUCCGGAAAUCUCUCCCUUGGUAGGUAUUGUUUGGUGCCAAAAUUCUGGACGGUGUUUACAGCGUCGUUUUCCAACCCUCAGAGGAAAAUGCCGACUCACUCUAUGCUGCCGUUUGAGAGCCCAGAUGGCCUUGCCCAAGAUAUCCUUAUUAGUAACAAUGCAAGCAUCCCCGGGCCGGUCUCCAGCAUGACGCCACACACCUCCUACUCUGAGAAGGCUAUGUUGCAAUCAGGAGGAAGUGCAGCAGCAGUGCCUUGUAUGUUCUGUGAUCAGACUUUUACCCACCAGGAUGAGCUAGGACCCCACGUGUUAACACAGCACCCCACUACUUUCUUCGAACCGGCAGUUCUUCGAGUGGAAGCAGAGUUCAGGAUCCCAGGAGAGAGACCCCGGCCCAAACCGGGCAGCCUCCCUGUUGAGAAAGAGGUGAUUCACAGCUGCAUUGUGUGUGGUCAGGUUUCACAAGACGCCGGUGAGCUGGAGACCCACAUGAGGAAGCACAAGGACUACUUUACGUACUGCUGCAAUGUGUGCGGACGGCGGUUCAGAGAGCCGUGGUUCCUCAAGAAUCACAUGAAGAUGCAUGUCAGACCAGGAGUGAAGAGCAAGGCCCAGCAAGACCAGGAGACCCCCGGCACAAUUAACGGCAUCACCCAGGAACCGGCACCAGAAUCUGUAGUCACUGCUUACAAAAUGUGCAUGGUGUGUGGGUUUUUCUUCCCGGACCACGACAGUUUGGUGGAACACAGUAAAGUCCACAACCGAGAGAUGGAGCCGGGGAAAGAGAAAGAGAAGGAGAGCACAGAUGAAGAUACCGAAGCCCCUCAAAAACAGGAAACCUUUCUUCACAGUCUGGGAUUGAGGCCUCACUCUGUAGGAAAUGGUUUGCAACAUGUGAGAUCAUCCAAAUGGAUCCCCCAGCUGGAUCCCUUCAACACAUAUCAGGCCUGGCAACUCGCAACAAAGGGCAAGAUAGCAGUGGGUCCCAACACAGUGAAAGACCUCGGCCAGGAAGCAAGCACAGACAACGAAGAAUGCGGCUCUGAUAAGGAGGAGCUGAAUAAUAUCUGGACGGAAGGUCAAGGAGACAAAGCUACAAAAGAUGCGCUCGGGAGAGAGCUCCGGUCUCAGACGCCGGCUCCUGCAGAACACCCCCGGCCUCAGAGGAGGUCUCUGAUGCAAAAAGAUAAGCAUAAAGAAAGGCCAACUACUUGUGAGGAAUGUCAGAGAACCUUUAGGACCUACCACCAAUUAGUCCUCCACUCCAGGGUCCACAAACGCGAGAGGGGAGGAGAAGAGAGUCCGACUUCUUCGCUGGAGGGGAAGCUUUCGAGGGUGAACUCGCUGGAGAACACGGAGGAGGGCUCUGAGGAGGGAUUUGAGGAGGCUGCGAUGACAGAGAAUCUGAGUCCAGGUGAAGACGGUUAUGAUCGAUCAAAAGUCCGAUCUAAAGCAUGCAGCUACUGCGGCAAAUCAUUCCGAUCAAGCUAUUACCUCACAGUUCACCUGAGGACUCACACAGGUGAAAAACCAUUCAAGUGUGCUUACUGCGACUACGCCGCAGCCCAGAAGACUUCACUUAAAUAUCACCUGGACCGGCGCCACAAAGACAAACCUGGCAUGGAAAUCCCCAGCAGGCCCGCUCAGUUGCUGCCCUCUCCUAAUGACGGUAAACAUGGAGCCGAAAAAGCAGCUUCAAACAGAUCCAAACUCUGGGUCCCUGCAGCCAGGCCGAGCUCCGCUAGAACGCCAGAGGACAGAUUUGACAGCAAGCCGAGCAAACCGCUCAUCCAGAUGAAUGCUGAGUAUGAGAAAUUAAUUGCUAAGUCUGCUUACUCCCCGAUUGAUGAUGUGGUCGUAAAGCGCCCCGUACCUGUUAACCUGAAGAUGGAAAAGGAGGAGAUAAAAGAGGAGAACUCCGAGGCCCCAUUAAAUCUGUCCUUAAAAGUGUCUCUCUCUAUAUCUGCCAGUGCAGAACCAAGAAAUGCAUUAAUACCAAUCGGCUGUUCGUCCUGUGCUUAUAAAACCAUGUACCCCGAGGUUCUGAUGAUGCACAAGAAGCUGACGCACAAAGAGAAGUCAGACGGGGCAAAAAGGAACAGUAGUGUGAAGCAAAAGCGCUACACAGGUUGCCCCCCUGCUCUUGAGGGAAAAGAUGUCACCCCACUUCCCAUGAUUGAUCGCCGUCACCCUCGUCGAACCAAAUCCCCGCCUCCUCAACCUGCAAAACAAGAAAAGACGCCAGCUAACCCACCUAAUGGUCCUAAGCAGUCCGCAAUCCAGGCACCUUCACAGGAUGUCCAUGAAACCCAGCGUCACAGACUUGAUCCACAUCCCAGUCAGGAGUCCUCCAGGUUUACAGAGCUAAUGAGGAAGUCAAACGCAGGUGCCAAACUUCCCCUGGAUCACCUCCCCCCUCCAGAUCGAGUGGGAAUCGGCGAGAGGAGCUACCCAGUGAGGAGCGGCGUCAUCUGGCACGCGGACGCCGCGAGGCUCUGCCUCUCCAGCCGCUUCGGGAGCCUCCCCCAGAUGGAUUUUGGAGAACCUUCCACCAAGAGGUUAAAGUAUGUGGUGCCUUCAGGAAGGGCAGCUGAGAGCGGUGAGAAGCCCGUCUUCAGAGGGGCAGCAGGGGACGGAUCCAACAGGCUGCUCAUCUCAGGGAGAAGUGUGAUCACCACGCCACAGGGGCAGAGCACACCUGCCGUUUCUGACACUUUGAAAACAACACCUUCAGCUAUGGGAGGGUUGGACACUGACUGGAGCAUGAUGAACCUCCUGCGCCCCUACACAGCCAAUGAACUGGCCUCGCUCUACCACGGGACGCCAGGCAACAGCAGUCACGGAGGCCUGACCAACCCGAGAGCAGGGGGCAGAACUGUGCUGUACCAUCACUUACCUACUCUGCCCAACCUGCAGAGGAGAGACCCCUCAGGCCCCUUCCCUAACCAGCGCUAUGGGACCACUGACAAAAGUACCUAAAGUGGCACCAAGGUAAAAAAAAGGUGAAAGACUUUGAAGUGCAAACGACGGGGGCUUUCUUGUUUUUUUUCAAACCUGUACCAGAACCUUUAAAAAUCUCUCUGGUACUCGGUUUAAUGUAUCAUAUUUGAAAAAGUAUUUCUUUCUUCUCUUUAGAUUUAAACUGUGCUGCUACCUUAUUUUGGAGAACUUCUUUGAAAAUUAGUUGAAUAUACACGUUUAAGAGAGUUGGUCUGUGCUAAGUGUUUUUUGUUUGUUUUUUUUCAUUCAAGGAAAGUUGGGCUGUAAAACAUUUCAGGGCUGAGGUCUUAAGUUGAAUAUUUUGUCAGAUAUAAAAGGUGCAGAUAAACUCUCCUUAAAGAUAUGAUUUCACUGGUGUGCACUGGGAUAUUCCUUUUUUCAAAACGUUCCUGAAUCCAUAAUUGACCUAGUUCUACUCAGUUAUCUGUAAAUGUCUAUGACAUAACAUAAGUGGAAUAUAUCUGUUAGCUCUCAGUACAUCAAAUUCUGUUAAAUAAAAAGGUAUGAAAUAUGAUUUGUGUUAAAGGCGACAGUUCAGAACUAGUCUUAUUUCCUCUCCAAGGCACUGAAGGGUGUGUGUGGGAUUUCCUUUGGAAUAACUUGACGGCUUCGGCCACACAAACGAGUCCUGUGUAUGUUGAAGCGGUCUACCUCAUGUUGUGCUCUCAACACUGUUAUAUUUGCAAAGCUGCUGUAGCUAUCAUGUCAGCCGGGCCUCCGCGCAGACAGCGGACACAUGUUCUGAGUUAGCGUGUAACUAGAUGGACAUGUGUUCGUCAGGCACCGCGUUAAACACACACAUCUGGCGACGGAGCGAUCGAACCCGUGGCUCGUGAUUUACUGUGACACAAUUCUGGUUGUGAAAUCUUUGAUAUGCUCGGUAUAAACUGAGCCCAGUUUCAAACGCAGAACAGAUUUUGUGGCUUUCAUCAUCUGCUUCAGCGGUGCCUUGAAUCCAUAAGCUGUCCAGGGUUCUGUUUGUGUAUUAAAAGCUCAUGGCUGUAUUAUUUGGACUGCGUGUUUAGUCUGAGAGUUUCUCAUGAGUUGCUCCAGUUUGCUUACCUAAAAACAAAAAUGCAAAAAGCCGCCUUGUUCAUAUACGGCGUGUUAUAUUCUACACUGUGAACAGAGUCUCAGGUGAACUCGUAUUUACAAGCUGUUAAGUCUUCUUUGUGAUUUAGUAUAUUUGUAUUUUCCACUUUGAAAGCCUUGGGUUAAAUUAUUUUUGUUGUUUGGUAUUCACAUUACAUGUGUACUUAUGUAAAAUAAAAAUAUUGUUUGAGAUUUGUAUGACACAUUUCAAUAAUAAAGUGAGAGGCGAACAACUGA